Molecule: messenger RNA, 2388 nt
Organism: Manihot esculenta (cassava)
Lineage: Eukaryota; Viridiplantae; Streptophyta; Magnoliopsida; Malpighiales; Euphorbiaceae
Product: putative receptor-like protein kinase At4g00960
Exons: 7
Coding region: 229-2226 (665 amino acids)
Biological process (GO): protein phosphorylation
Molecular function (GO): ATP binding; protein kinase activity
Source: RefSeq, a predicted model, not a curated record
UAGACUUGAGCCCUUUUAUUAUUUAUAAUAGUUUUUUUGGAUUGUUGUAAUUAACCAAUAAAGUAUGUAAAUAGUAUGUUUGACAAUUCAAACAAUUAAAAAAAAAGUUUUAGAUUACCUAAUUUCCUUUUCAUUUCUUUAUUUCAAGUUCUCAACCCAUAAAAAUGCAUUUGCCAUAUUGAUGUCUACACCAUCCUUUUGACAAAGAUAGGUGUUAGAAGAAUCAUAAUGAGCUCACCAAGAUUGCUGUUCUUCUUUUUGUACGUCCUCAUAGGCUUAGUUGCUUUCAAUACAGCACAGCCAGAAUUUUUUAGCCAUUCUUGUUCCAAUACAGGAAAUUACAGCAGCAAUAGUGUCUAUCAAUCAAACUUAAACAGUCUUUUAUCAUCCCUCUCCUCCAACAACAACAUAACUUAUGGGUUUUAUAAUCAGUCUUUCGGCCGAGAUCCUGACAGAGUUUAUGCAAUUGCACUCUGCAGAGGAGAUGUUCUGCUGGAUGAUUGUCGCCGCUGUGUCAAUGACUCUGCUAGCAGGAUCUUGCAGGAUUGUCCCAACCAGAAGGAAGCAAUUGGAUGGUACGAUAAUUGUAUGAUUCGCUAUUCAAAUGCAUCUAUUUUUGGUGUUACAAGAGUUCGACCUAUGCUGGCUUUGCUGAACAUAAAUAAUGUCACAAGUAUUGAUCAGUUCAAUCAGGCACUUAGAACCUUGAUGGACAAAUUAAGGAGUGAAGCCUCAUCAGGCAGUUCGCUUCGCAAGUUUGCGACUGGCGAGGCAGCAGGACCUGAUUUCCUGACAAUAUAUGCACUUGCACAAUGCACUCCUGACUUGUCCUCUUUGCAGUGCAAUGAUUGCCUGGAUCAGGCAGCUAGAUUUAUCCCAGGUUGUUGUAAUGGAAAGAUAGGUGGGAGAGUUGUUACUCCCAGCUGCAAUUUAAGGUAUGAGAUCGCCCGUUUCUAUAACUCCACAGUUCCACUGCCAUCUCCGCCACCACAAUCAACACCACCACCAUUUUCCCCUCCUCCCAAAGGAAAAGACAGCAACACAGCUAGAACUGUUGUCAUCGUUGUUGUACCAAUUGUUUGUGUUGUGAUAUUUAUCAUUUGUCUUUGCAUCUUCCUAAGAAGGAGAAGGAUAAGACAAACACCCAAACCUGAACCCAUGGAUGAAAUUAACAGUGCAGACUCCCUGCAAUUUGACUUUGGCACCAUUAGAGCUGCAACAGACAACUUCUCUGAUGCAAAUAAGCUUGGACAAGGUGGAUUUGGUUCUGUUUACAAGGGGAGGCUUUCUAAUGGACAAGAUAUAGCAGUAAAAAGGCUAUCCUCAGGUUCUGGACAAGGAGAUUUAGAAUUUAAGAAUGAAGUCCUUUUAGUGGCUAAGCUUCAACAUAGGAACUUGGUUAGGCUCCAGGGUUUCUGCUUGGAAGGAAUUGAAAGGCUUCUGAUAUAUGAGUUUGUCCCUAACAGAAGUCUUGAUCAUUUCCUAUUUGAUCCUAACAAGAGGAGUCAUUUGGACUGGGAAAGGCGAUACAAAAUAAUAGGAGGCAUCGCUCGAGGACUUGUUUACCUUCAUGAAGACUCUCGCUUACGUAUAAUUCAUCGAGAUCUAAAAGCUAGCAAUAUCUUGUUAGAUGCAGAAAUGAACCCUAAAAUUUCCGAUUUUGGCAUGGCAAGGUUAUUUGUACUAGAUCAAACCCAAGGCAAUACAAGUAGAAUUGUGGGGACAUAUGGCUAUAUGGCUCCAGAGUAUGCAAUGCAUGGACAAUUUUCAGUUAAAUCUGAUGUGUAUAGUUUCGGAGUUCUACUUCUUGAAAUCUUGAGCGGACAAAGAAACAACAGUUUUCGCAUCGGCGAGAAUGUAGAGGACCUCCUAACCUAUGCUUGGAGAAACUGGAGAGAAGGGACAUGUCUAAAUCUUAUAGACCCUAACUUGAGAGAUGGUUCAAGAAAUGAAAUGAUGAGAUGCAUCCACAUUGGAUUGUUAUGUGUUCAAGAAAAUGUUGCUGAUAGACCUACAAUGGCUUCAGUUGUUCUUAUGCUUAAUAGUUACUCUCUCACUCUCCCAGUACCCUCACCACCAGCUUUCUUUAUGUCCAGCAGUUCUGGAUCUGAAAACUUAUUUUCUCAGAGCUAUUACUCAGAAAGGACAGAGUCUACUAACGAGAAAAGCGAAAUCAUCCCAUUGUCUACAAAUGAGGCUUCAAUUACUGAGCUAUAUCCUAGAUGAUCAUGCCUGAGAUAUUCAGUACCCAGAUUUUUUUUUUUUUUCUUUUUUACAUUCGUUUGAGAGGAUAUGUAAAACUAAAUAUCAUUCAUACAUUUAGACUUGCAUUUUUGAGCUCGACGAUUCGAUCAGUCGCAAAAGCUAAUAUUUUCUGCCAUUUUUAUC